AUGUGUGCAAGUAAUAAUGAUAAUGGGCGUAAUAAAAGUAAAGCUUCAUAUGGUAAUGUUGAUCAUUGUUUAGUACGUUCAUAUAAUUCUUCAACAAGUUCAAUAAGAAUAUUAUCUGAUAAUGAUAUUCUUGAUGAACUAUCAAUCAUUUCUUGUUCUUCAUUAACAUGUUCAUUAUUUAAUGAAUUUGUAUUUUCAUUUGGUCGUUGUAAUAAUGUAUAA
Molecule: messenger RNA, 222 nt
Organism: Rotaria sp. Silwood2
Lineage: Eukaryota; Metazoa; Rotifera; Eurotatoria; Philodinida; Philodinidae
Source: the annotation of a GenBank genome assembly